AUGGGUGGCACUGACUCUAUUACAAUAAUCGCAAUUUUUUUGGAAUUUGAAUUUUGGAUCAUACUUCUCUAUCAGCACGCGUCUAUAAACUUUUACUAUCAUGUGCUUGGAGGAAUGCAACUAGAUAACUCCCAGGAAAAUUGGCCUGGAAUUGGUACACCUGGAAAAAUUUCACCUAUGGCAAAUCAGUCCCAUUGUAUUCGCGGUGGAUGCAACACUCCCGAUGAAUGGUGUCGAGUACUUUGGGGCCCCACUGGAACAGUUGCUGGUCCCGGGUGUGUUGGUUAUAAUCUGAUUCGAGAUCCAAACAGUCAGAGCAUCGACACAGUGGCAAAUUGUGGCCUGCUUCGACCGAGGGGCGAUGAACGGUGGCGAGAAAUUGAGCAAUGGCCCUCCAAACCAUGCUACGACUGGUAA
Messenger RNA from Rodentolepis nana, 417 nucleotides. NCBI's taxonomy places the organism in Eukaryota, Metazoa, Platyhelminthes, Cestoda, Cyclophyllidea, Hymenolepididae. The record is from the annotation of a GenBank genome assembly.